AUGGCAUCGUCACCGAUCGAUAUUCAAAACGAAAAUGUAGCUGUACUUCCAAAGAAAAAUCUGAAAUCGACUAAAGAUCAUACAUACGAUCGUGAUUGGAUCAAUCAAACCAACGCUCGACCAUUCUUACCUAGUGAUCGACAUAUCCUGAAAAAGCCGAUAACUGAUCAUAGCUGUCAGAAACGUUUGAGUAAAUACAAUGGUAUUGUAAAUCGCAUGACACCAGUACAAGUCGAUGAAGAAUUACAAAAACGGCAGUUAUCAACAAAUGGUGAGAUCGAAAUUCGUCGUCUUCGCUUGAAACAUUUCUAUAAAGCACAAAUAACAUUGGGCUUUGAAAGUCCGAUGAAGAUGAUUGAACAACAUUUCGAAUACAUUGCUGUCGUUGAUUUCGAAGCAACAUGUGAGCGCAAUCAAGGAAAUAAUUUUCCACAUGAAAUUAUCGAAUUUCCCAUCGUUCUUAUUGAUGUCCGACAACAAGCGAUCGUUGACAAAUUUAGAUCGUACUGUCGACCAACUAUUAAGCCAAUCUUGUCUGAUUUCUGCACAGAAUUGACUGGUAUUCAACAACAUCAAGUUGACACUGCUCCAACAUUUCCCGAAGUUUUACGAAAUGUUGAAAAUUGGUUGAACGAACGACAUCUUCUCUCUUCCAAUAAACGUCGAUGUGGCUUUGCCACAGAUGGUCCAUGGGAUUUUGCAAAAUUUCUCCGAUUACAAUGCGGUUUCAGUUCAUUGACCUAUCCUCGAUGGGCAAAGAAGUGGAUUAAUGUGCGCAAAGAAUUCUCAAACUUCUAUUCUGUACAACGAUGUGGUAUCAGUAGAAUGUUGCAAAGUCUCGGUCUUGUAUUUGAUGGUCGACAUCAUUCUGGUCUGGAUGACUCUGUCAACAUCGCACGGAUUACAAUUGAAUUAAUCAAGGACGGCUGCGUGAUUUUGUUAAACGAUGGUGUUCGUGCUGCAGAUCCAAAAUUUAUUGAUUUGAAUAGUAUUAGCGAUGAAUUACAAAACGUCAAUGAUGAUGAUGAUGAUGAUAACGAAGCAAUAGUCGAUAAUGACUGA
Adineta ricciae is the source of this 1062-nucleotide messenger RNA. The record is from the annotation of a GenBank genome assembly. Lineage: Eukaryota; Metazoa; Rotifera; Eurotatoria; Adinetida; Adinetidae.